This is a messenger RNA of Paramormyrops kingsleyae, 1091 nucleotides long. RefSeq names its product myosin light chain 3-like. The record is from RefSeq and is a predicted model, not a curated record. Gene Ontology annotation, cellular component: myosin II complex. NCBI's taxonomy places the organism in Eukaryota, Metazoa, Chordata, Actinopteri, Osteoglossiformes, Mormyridae.
GUUGUGUGCUGAAUACUGUCACGUCACAAAUUCAGGGAGGCAAUGGGGGGAAACAAAGGAGCUUUUAUUUAUACUUAAAAAGGGGCUUGCAAACUAAACAGACUUUGAGGGGUCAAUAAGCAGGGAACCAAGAUUGGUAAAGGACUGAGGUACACAUGCAGACUAGACUUCAGUGACAGGACUGGGAGGCACUGGAGAAGCUGGAGGGAUCCGCACCAGGGCUGAAAUGAGAGGGGAUGGGGCACAGCCUUCUGUCACAUAAACACAGUAUUGAACACCAAGCUGAUGGACUUCGAGACCUUCCUGCCCAUGUUCCAGUACGAGUCCCAGUCCAUGGACAGGGGCACCUUUGAGGACUUUGUGGAAGGGCUUUGUGUGUUCGACAAGGAGGGAAAUGACACAGUAAUGGGGGCAGAGCUUCGCCACACGCUGGCCAUACUGGGAGAGAAGAUGUCUGAAGGAGAGGUGGAACAGCUGCUUGUAGGACAGGAAGACAGCAAUGGCUGCAUCAACUAUGAAGGUAGCCACAUCCUUCAAUACCUGGAUCUUCUUUGACACUGAACAUCUAGCCGUGAGGCAGUUUGAAUCACCCAGACAUGAAGAUGUUCAGCUAGAAAUGAAGGACCAUAAGACAUGUAGUACUGCCAUCGUGUGGCAUGACAGGCUUGAUCACGGUGUAUCCAUCCAGUAGCCAUCCACUUCUCUGUUGCUUUGGUCAGCUAUGCACAAUUGUUGUUUUUUUGCCUGAAUGAAAGUAAUUUCAAUGAUUAUAAUAACAAUUCUAAAAAGUCCCACAUAGAUUCACAUACUGUUGAAUACAUAAAAAACUUGUUUACUAACUUAAUAUUACACUGAAAAUUCCUUUUUUAAUUUCACCUAUCAAUAGCCUAAUUGCUUUCUUAUGCCAUAUAAAAAUUUGAACCCGAAAAUGGAAUCCAGUAAUAUACAGCUAAAUUGAGACCACUCCAAAGUUUUACACAAAUCUGUAUUUUUAAAUCCUGGUUUAAUCAUGGUUCUGCUGGCUGAAGGCUACACUGAGCAGCAGGUUGCUUCCAAGUUCAAAAUCUCUAAGAAUAAGGUGAAGCAGGAGA